UGAAAAUGGAGUUGGAUGGAAAAUGGAGUUCAGAGUAGAGACUGGUUCACUGCUGAAAAAACCCUGGCACUCUUCCCUCUUGUAAAAGCCACAGAAAUACAGUUGAGCUCCGAACCAUGAUGUGCCAUGGCAAUUGAUCGCAACAAAAUCUUGUUGGAAUUUAAAUUACACCACAAACGAAAACCCUAACCGAGUCAUCACCACUCACCGAGUCAUCAUCAUAUCGUAGAAAUACAGUUCAGAAUGAUUUAUGGUGGUGAUCAUGCAAGAGCAACAACAACAACAGCAGAAUCCCUCUGUACUGUUGCCACAACUCACCACCACCAAUCCCCAAUCUUCCUCAACCGCCACCUCCCUUAGGUCACCCUCCUCCACCUCCGCUGCUGCUACCGCCACCCAAUCUCACCUUUAUUCGCCUAUUCACAUCGCUUCCCACCGCUUACCCCAAUUCCAAUCACUUCCGUCGCCUGUCGCGGCGGGUCUCCCGUCUGGGGAGCCGGUUUCGACGGCGCCGCCUACUUUUCAGUUGGCGAGGGUUCGGCUGUCGGACAUUGCUCCUUAUGACGGUGCACCGGCGGUGUCCUAUGUUAGGGCAAUGGAAACACUGUGUUCGUCUCUGUUGAAGCAUAAUGCGGCGUUGAUUGAAUUAGGGAGUGAAGAUACUUCUCUGAUGCGAUGUGGAUUGGAAGGUGCUAGAUUGUUCUUCAGGAGUAGGGCACAUCUUGGCGUUGGGAAGGGAAGCCGUGGGGUUUACAUGUAUAGGGCAGGAAGGGCUUUGGAGGAUUGGGAUUCAUCUCCUCCUUGCAUGGCUGAUAUUUUUAGGUGUAUGGGAAAGGCUUCUCGUGUUGCUUUGUCUGCCAUUGCAAGGCAUCUGCGCCUGAGAAGCGAUGUUUUUAACCAAUUGCUUGAUGAUGCUCCAUUGCCUGCAAACGAGGUGUCUUCUUCUGUUCUUGUUGGGACCUACUCACAUGCUUCUUUGCAAAAUGGAAAAGGUGUCAUAGGAGGCGGUAAACCUACCGUCAAUGGUGAAGUUGAGAAGGGGUUGUUGACAUUGAUAUCUUCUGACACUCCUGGUUUUCAGGUAUGUGACCCCAAUGGCCGCUGGUAUCUGGCAGACAGUGGGUCUGGGCCUGGAGAUCUUUUACUUAUAACAGGCCGGGCGCUUAGCCAUGCUACUGCAGGCCUACAUCCAGCUGCAUCAUAUAGAGCUUCGCCAGAUUGUUUUUUGAGUCCUAAUAGUGGUGGAAGGACUUUACUUGCAUAUAGACUCAUGCCACAGGGCAAUGCUAUAUUAGAUUCUUCUCCAAUUGCAGCAGCUGGUCAUGUUAUUCCUCAAAGCUAUGUUCCAAUAUCUGUAAGCCAAUUUAUGGACGACCUUGCUGCUGAAGAACUGAUAGGUAGCAGAUGUGAUAAUGAUGAUGUUGCUCAAAGCAAUGUGAACAAGGAUCCAUCACUAAGAAGUGUUCUAUCAGAUCCUUUGUCUGGCUCAUUCCUGGAAGAUGCAAUGCUUGUCUCAUGUGGACAUUCCUUUGGCGGUCUCACACUGAGGAGAGUCAUUGAAACAUCAAGAUGCAGCCUCUGCAAUGCUGAUGUUGAGACCGGUUCUCUGAUCCCUAAUCUUGCUCUUAGAGCUGCAGCUGCUGCUGUCAAACAUGAGGAUGACCGAAGGCUAUUUCGUAAUGCUGCUCUUCGAAAGCGGCGGAAAGAAAUGGGUGAACAAAUUGAUCCAAUCAGAAGAGUGAACAGGGAAAAUGGAGAUUUUACUUCUGCUGAUGGACUCCAGCGGAGAGUACAAUAUCCAUUUUCAGUAAAUGAGAAGGUUAUUAUUAAGGGUAACAGGAGAACACCCGAAAAAUUUGUUGGAAAAGAAGCUGUCAUUACGUCUCAGUGUCUGAAUGGCUGGUAUUUGCUCAAGAUUAUUGGAACUGGAGAGAAUGUCCGCCUGCAAUAUCGUUCUCUCAGGAAGCUCUUAAACUCACCAGCCAUGGAGGACCCGUGUCAGCUGCAGCCAGUUCAAAAUAACAGCUCUUAAAAAACGAUUCAAUUCAGGUUUUCCUUCUUUCAUUUUUAGACGAGGAGAGAAAAGGAAACUUUUGUAGUCUUGAUCCUUCAAAGCAAAGAGUUAUCUUUGAUUUUAUAUAGAAUUAUAUAACUGAUCCGGUUCCUUAUGUGAUAGUCCAAGAAGAGGUGAUUGUGCAGUUGCUUAAGUUAGGUCGGCUUAUAUUUUUUUGUAAAGAAAACAGACACAAAUGGAUUAGAUAGUAUGUAAAUUGUAGCUUGCAAUUUUUACCAGUAUGCAGUUUUUUUUGUAGAAUGUGUUGCUUCUAGCCUCUAUGCUCUUUACUUGUGAAUUGUAAGUUAUCAACAAUAAAUACUGGCUUGAAGGGAAAGUAGAUAAGUGAACUCCUGCUCCCAUACCUCUGAUGAUGUACAUUGCAAAUUUAUGACGAAAGUGAUUGAAUUAAUUGGCA
Messenger RNA from Cicer arietinum (chickpea), 2471 nucleotides. RefSeq lists its product as uncharacterized. NCBI's taxonomy places the organism in Eukaryota, Viridiplantae, Streptophyta, Magnoliopsida, Fabales, Fabaceae. The record is from RefSeq and is a predicted model, not a curated record.